Carya illinoinensis is the source of this 1335-nucleotide messenger RNA. RefSeq lists its product as uncharacterized. Gene Ontology annotation, molecular function: catalytic activity. NCBI's taxonomy places the organism in Eukaryota, Viridiplantae, Streptophyta, Magnoliopsida, Fagales, Juglandaceae. The record is from RefSeq and is a predicted model, not a curated record. Bases 1 to 1335 code for a protein of 444 amino acids. The transcript has a single exon.
AUGAAAAUUAUUAGCUGGAACUGCCGAGGGAUUGGCAACCCUCAGACAGUUCAAGACCUUUGUCUGUUGACAAGGGAGAAUAAGGCCAACAUGAUUUUUUUGAUUGAAACCAUGAGUAAAGCAAGUAAACUAGAAAGAUUGAAAAGAAGACUUGGUAUGGAAGGUUGUUUUGUUAUAGAUUCAGUGGGGAAGAAAGGGGGAUUGGCUUUGUAUUGGAGAAACAGUGAGGAAGUGGAAAUUAAAAGCUAUUCUACUUGGCAUAUCAAUGCUGAGGUAAAUGAGGAGGGACAAGGCAUAAAGUGGUUAUUCACUGGGUUCUAUGGCCAUCCUGAGACAGGGAAGAUGAUGUUUUCUUGGGAUCUACUGAGGAGGUUAAAGCCUAGGGAGCAGGAACCAUGGUGUGUGGUAGGAGAUUUUAAUGAGAUUCUUAUUCAAACUGAAAAGGUGGGGGGUCGACAAAGAGCUGAACUUCAAAUGAAUCAAUUUAGAGAAGCUUUAGAGGACACUAUGCUGUAUGACUUGGGAUGCAGAAAUGGUUUUUAUACAUGGAGUAACAGGCAUAAUGACCACUCUUUUACAAAGGAGAGGUUAGAUAGAUGUGUGGCAAACAAUAAAUGGAGGGACAUGUUUAAAAGUGCUGGUGUACAGGGCUUGUCAGCUAGGAGCUCAGACCAUCUACCUUUGUUGGUUUUAACAAGAGGAAAUGAGGUGAGACAGAGAAGGGGGCAGUUUCCUUUCAGAUUUGAGGCAAGCUGGGUGAAAGAAGAAGAUUGUGAAGAGAAAAUAAAACAAGAAUGGGUCAGGGGACAGCAGUCAACUGAUUUUGUCAAGAAAGUGCAGACAAGGUUGAAAUUUUGUAGUGGAAUGCUAGUGAGAAGUUUCAAAAGAAAAGAUAAAGAGAGAACAAGUGAAAUAGACCAAAUUACAAGAAAAAUAAAAGAAGUUCAAGAAGAUCUGGGGCAUCAUAACAUAGAAGAGUUGAAGAGCCUGCAGAAGCAAGUAGGAGGUUUGUUGGAGCAGGAGGAUAUCAAGUGGAGGCAGAGAGCAAAAAGGAACUGGUAUAGCCUUGGUGAUAAGAAUACAAGGUCUUUUCAUGAGUGUGCAAACCAGAGAAGAAGAAGGAACAGGAUCUACACAGUGGUUGAUAGUAGAGGCUUCUUGAAAGAAGGGGAAGAAGAGAUUGAGAAAGCUUUUCAUGAACAUUUUACAGCUGUGUACAAGAGUGUUAAGCCAAAGGAAGAUAUGAUCAGUAAAUGCUCAAUUACAGUUGAGGAAAAUGUUACUUGUGAGAUGAAUGACUUCCUAGAAAAAGCUUUCAAAAGAGAGGAGCCUUGA